AUGGAACCACUUUCAAAGCCGUUGCAGGCCGCUGCCGAUCUGGACACGGCACGAUGUCAAGGAAACUGGGCGGUGGUGCCUGAACUUGCCAAAAAGUACAAAAGGUACCAUCCAGAUGAAUCAGUGAUUGUGGCAACGGCUACCUACGAGGCCAAGUUUUCCUUGUUUGUAAAUCAGCAACGUAAAGAAGAAGUGACGAGCAAAGGCGAAACGACAUCGACACUAGAGCAACGGUACCGAGAGUCGAGUGCCUGGGACAUCCGCAGAGAUAGCAACGCUCUAUUAACACCUAUCCAUUCGACUCACCAUCAUCAUCAUCAUCACCACAGAAAAGAAGCAGUGCCAACAACGACACAACAAGGACAUCAUAGGAAAUCUAUUUGGGGCAAUGGUAGUAGCAAUGGUGGUGGUAGUGGCACCAUCAAUAGCAGCUACAACAAGUCAUCGGCCCAACUCAUUCCAGCACCUCAAGUACCCGAACUGUUACACGAUUCCGAUGUUGUUCAUUGCAAAGAUGAUCCUCAUCAUAUUGCUUUGGCACCACGUCUCAACCCAGCCGACACGGAAAAGUAUUUGAAAGCGUUGCAGGAACUGAUUAAAAAGCAUAUCAAGUCGGACGACUUACAGACAAAGGACGAUCGCCAAGCGCAGCUUGCCAAAAUCGUUAUAGCACGGAUUUAUUUCGAGACAGGGCGUUAUGACAAGGCUCUGGAAUCAUUGGAAAGAUUGGCCUUGCGUAUGGAAGAUGUACAUUCCGGAUACGGCAUGGUUUUGCUUGUUCAAGCCCGUGUCAUCAAAGCAAUUUGUUUUGAGAUGCAAGGUGAUAUUCCAACUGCUCUCGAGACCUAUGGUGCCGCUUGGGACGUUUAUGAUCAGCAUCCAUCUGAAAAGGGUGAAAUGCUUUCGUUUUGGAUUGAAGACUGUCUUUACCGGGCUAUCUUGCUUCAUGUGCGAUCCGAGAGUGGCGCACGUCAAGUUUUGCCACUAAUGCGAGGUUAUAUGCACCUAGCAUCGUCACAUUGGUCAGCCUUUUGGCGAAUGCAUAAGCGAUGGCUUGUUUUCCAACAAUACGGGCGUUUUCUCAUCAAGGUUUGUCAAGGCGACACCUACUAUCCCAUGCCGAUCAGCACACAACCGGGAACCAAAGGAAGCGCCAACAGUAGCAACACUGCCAGUGGCAAAGCUUCUGCUUACGAGGAAUUGCUUUGCUUGACAGCUCUGUAUAGAAACUUGUUGAGCUCAAUCACAGCACGUUCUUCUACCCAAGAAAGAUGUCGAUAUGUAUUAGAGUUGGCCAACCUUAUCGUUGAUACACACAAUGUGAUCGGAUGGGGUGAAAUCAGUAACAUUCGACGUGUUCUCCAGUUCCUUCAAAAAGCCAAAGAACACACGUUCAACAGCAUGUGUAUCUUUCGUUUCAUUUUCUUUACGUUUAUGCGACUGGGCAACUAUGAUGAAGCAAACUGUUCGUUGCGGAGCUACAUGGAAUUGGUGGGAUUACCGGACGUUGACAAGACGGACGAAAACGGGUUUGAAACCACACCGUAUGCUGAUUUGGAUGUCCCUGCUCGUGUCGAACGUAUUCUCAGCAAACUCACUGCUUUACGACGUAUCGAAGAAACAACAACGAAGAACGACGACAUUGUUCACGAAAACGAGAAUGAAAUUAACGUCAUUGAAGUUUUGUUGGCUGGUAUUCAGCUUUAUGGUCGUGAAUUAAGGAACGGAAAGCAAGCAGCGUUUCUUGGUGAUUUGGCUGUGGAAUUGGCCUCCAGUAUGGAUCCAUUUAUAUGCGAUUAUACUAUCGAGGAUUGGAUGCCUAUUAUGGUAGCGUGUCAUCGUAUGCGUGGCACUGCUUACGGUCUUUAUGCUGCACAAACACACGAUCCGGAUAACCGAGCAAUAUACCACAACGAAGCACUGACAUCAUUGCGGAAAGCAUCGGAAUACGAUCUAAACUCUUGGAAAGUUCACUACGAAAUCGCGCUGCAGCAAGCUCAAAUGAAAGACAUUGGGCCUGCCAUUGCAUCUGUGGGCAAAUCGAUCCAACUGAAGUCCGACCACAUCCCAUCUUGGCACCUCUUAUCGCUCCUCAACUCUUGCAAUCAAUUUCGACAGAUACCCCAAGCAUUGCAAACGAUCCAGGCCGGUUUACAAGAGUGCGGCAGUGGCACCAUCAAUGUACCCACCAAUAUCACCUAUGGCAUGCCCGUCUUGACUUGGAAUGCAGACGAAAAGCAUAGUCGUGUCUAUCACGAUAAAUGCGAAGCCUAUUUACGACUCCGGAUCACUCAAUUAGAACUUCUUGAAGCGUUGGAAGGACCCGAUGCAGCACUGCGAGGCUAUGGUGAGCUGUUCUCCAUGUACACCUUGUUGGCACAAAGUCUGGGUAUGAGCGAGGCUCAGGUGGCUGUACAGGCAAAUGAAAGUCUUCAACGCAUUGCGUCGAUUCAUGCCAAAGAUUCAACAACACAACAAGAUGCAACAGCAAAUCGUAAAUCAUCAGUGCCCUCGUCCGAGGAACCACCUGCUUCUCCGCGUUCCACACGUUCGUCUAGAGCUAAAUCCAUGGAUGGUCUUCGACGCCUUUCGGUAUCUUCAACAAAACAACGUGGACCAGCAUCGUCAGAUUUGUCGACGGAUCCAGUGCCACCGUUGCCUUCUGCUGCAGCUUCUAAUACAACUGAUGAGCUCAAGACACGGCGCAAAUCGACAGACACAGUCCGUUCGACAAAAGAUAAAUCACGGAAAAAGAGUUUUGGCGAUAUCAGCUCAAGCAAACGAUCCGGUACACCUACGAGUCAUCAGUCAGCGCCGCGCCGAGAAUCAUCUAACAGUCGUCUCAAUAUCAAACGUGGAUCUACUGCUGAGGAGCUAAGACGUGAUUCAGCACCAUCAGAAAUCAUUGCACCUGCCACAUUAACGCCUUCAUUCUCACUAGUCAGUAUGCGUAGCAGUUCCUUUAGCAGUAGUUCUAUUUCUUUGGCGACAACGACAUCAACCACAACCACAUUUCCUUCAGUCCCCUCAUCUCCUAACAGCAAUAACGCCAGUGCAUUUGUACGAACCCAACGGGAACGCUGGCAUCAGCUACUGAUCAAACUGUGGCUCAUGUCCACCAACACAUUUAUCAAGUCAGGUCGAUUCGAAGAAGCUAGCAAAGCCAUUGUCGAAGCUGAGCAACUGGGACUGAUGGAUGCUGUUGUAUGGCACCAAUUGGGUGAUUUGUGUUGGCAAACGUACAAACACCAAGAACCAGACAAUGAAGAAUUGUUGGAGAUUGCAUUGGAUGCGUACAAAAAGGCCUUGACGCUUGAACCAGAUCAUGUUCGUACGCAUAUUGAUCUGGCGGCUGCAUAUAUGGAUAUGAAGGAAUGGGAACUAGCGGAAGGAUUGUUGGAGCGAACGACCAAAGGACCUGGCUGGGAUAAACCUGAAGCCUGGUAUCUGUUGGGUACGGUUUACAAGCAGCAACAAGUACUCGAUCAAGCAAAGAGCUGUCUGCUUUACGCCAUGGAGUUAAACGAGGCCACACCCAUGGGAUCUUUUGUCGACUUGCCAAGAUUCGUCUAA
Messenger RNA from Zychaea mexicana, 3573 nucleotides. RefSeq lists its product as uncharacterized. NCBI's taxonomy places the organism in Eukaryota, Fungi, Mucoromycota, Mucoromycetes, Mucorales, Lichtheimiaceae. The transcript has 9 exons. The record is from RefSeq and is a predicted model, not a curated record. The coding region runs from base 1 to 3573 and encodes 1190 amino acids. Gene Ontology annotation, molecular function: protein binding.